Messenger RNA from Cinara cedri, 3007 nucleotides. Lineage: Eukaryota; Metazoa; Arthropoda; Insecta; Hemiptera; Aphididae. The record is from the annotation of a GenBank genome assembly.
CGUUCAUCCGCCGCCACCGCCGUGGACGAUCACCACUCGCUACAACGCCGUCGCCGCUGAUCGUCGUCAUCAUCCGGUCCGGGGCAAACCGUCAAGCGGUAUACCUACCUACCUACCGGUCACUACACUACACUACGCUACGCGGUCUCGCACCGAAAUCGUAUAACAUAGAAAAAAAAAAAAGGUCGCUGAUAGACGCGACCCGCGGGAAAAUACUCGCCGACGACCGGCUGACCGACUAAAUUAUCAUAUGUGCCGUCAUAACUAGGUCACUCGCAAAACGACUUUUUCGAUAUCUUUUAUUAAUUUUUUUUUUUUUUUUUAACACGCGUUUCAUUAUAAUAUUUUAUUGAUAUUGUAAUCGCGCCGAAAAAAUAUUUUUAUUUUUUUUUAUUUUUCGAAAACCUCCCCCUCACAACCCGAGAAAACGAUCGUUUUCGUAUCGGUUCUGCAAUCCCGAUUGGUUUUUCAAUGACAGCGAUUUGACAUCGCAGAUACCUCGUAUACGUCACCGUCAUUCAUCCACGUUCGUAUAAAUGGUGAGUAUACAAUUUUAUUAUUAUGUAUAAUAUCGUAUUAUUAUAAAUAAAAUAUUUAAGUAUAUUUCAAUUAUUUAUGACUGCGUUCAAUACGUAUCCGCAAUGAUAUCGACAAUUAUCUUUUACUACGUCCUUUUACUUAUGUUUUACUCGGAUAUUUUUUUAUUUUUUUUUUUUUUGCUUGAUUGAAUACUUUUUUUGGGCUUGCGUUUAGCCGCCAUUAUACGAGUUCAUUCGCGAUUUUCCGAGGAUAUUUGUGACAUUGUGAAAAGAAAAAGAAACGAUUUAAAACACAAGUAUUCUCACUAUGCUUGGCUCAGAAUUGAUAAAGAAUCCGGUGUAAAAUAUCCUUGGCCCGGUUCGUGUUGCGUAUGUUCGCGAUGAUAGUCGUACACAGUACACCUACAUAAAUAUAGGUAACUUUCUGCGCGUUUAAUUAACUAAACGUUAAACGAACAGUAAAAUAUGCAAUUAAAAGGGGAAAAGAUUUCAACGCGACGAUACGACACACUGGUAGUUGAGAGGAUGGUCAGACCCGCACGUCGUCGGCUAUCCAGCUGAACCUCGUGAUUCGCGUGUGGCCAGAACACUAUACGAGGAAAAUAAAAAAAAAAAUUCGCCAACGCGAAAAUCGAAAAUGGUACAAAAAGUACCUAUACGAUUUUCAAUUGGGAAAAAUGCUCUUUACAGACACGAAAAAAAAUAUUAAAACUUGCGAGUUUGCUGCACGGUGGCCGACGACGCCGUGCAGUUACACGUUUUAUAUAAACUCACCAACGGGGCACGACGUUAGCGAAUUUUCAGUUCGGCAGGACGCAAUUUUUCGCGACGUCAGUUUUAACCGUGUGAACUAUAAGAAUAUUAUCCUUGAGUUUGUACGUCAGUUUUUUUUGUUUUUUUUUUGUCGGUAUUUCAACGCCGGGCCCUCGGUCAUUAAUGGACCGCCGUCGACGUGUCGUUCUUCCUGCGGUAAAAAGGGACGUUGGCCCGGUACGGGCCGUAUGGCCGCCGGGUCUCGUAUACGGAACAACGCGAUAGUAUCAUAUAAUUUUUGGCGAGCGAUAGCGGCGAUUUCGUUCGAUUCCGCGGCGCAUAAUUUCGCGCCGCGAAUCCCGCCGGAAAAACGUAAACGCGUUAUAAUAAACACCCUCACCGGACCUGCACUCGCGUCGAAUCCGAACCCAUCGUGGAAAACAAAAACGAGUUGUCGCAUACGUUUGCCUGCCGGGCCCCGGAGCCGCCUAAACGUAUUCCGGUUCCCGUGCACGCCCGUUAUAGUCCCGUUAAGACCUAACCCAACCCCGGUGGCUCGCUCCACGGAAUCGUCUCGGUUCAAUGCCCGGGGCACCGCCACCGAGUCCCGUUUCCGUUGCUUUUCGAAUCCCGGACCCCCGCCGCCGGCCCGCGCCGCGAAAUUACCGGUUUCUGAAAAUCUUUUCCAAUUUUAUUAUUAUUUUUUUUUUUAAACAAUGCGUAUACGUUUUAUAGAUGUGGAAAUAUAUUAAUAUAUUACGUUUUAACGACAAGCGAUGCUUUGCCGACCCGAAACAUGUCGUCUACCGCGUAUAAAUAUCAAUAUUAAUGUUUUAAAUUUGAAAAACUGAGAAGAAAAAAACAGAUUUAUUCGCGUCCAUACGGACGACGAGAUUGUCAUCGCGGCUUUCUCCGCCGCCGCCGCCGCCGCCGCCGCAAUGCCGGGGUCAAACGGGAAACGGGCGUUCGAAUAAAAUCCGACAAAAACCUAACCUCGCACAUAACAUUACGCGUUUUACGAUAGUUAUUAUUAUACCGGGACAAUGUCGAAAAUAUCCAAUGACUUUCUCCCGGCCGUGUUCCCGGCAAUAAACUAAACGUUUUCUUUGAAAUCCACGCUCGUUUCGGGACGGACAGAAUCAGAAGCUUUCCGGCUCGGGCGGCGCACUGCAGCGCAGUGGACGUUCGUUCCGGUAAAAGCAAAUUCAAUAACUUUACGAAUUACGUACCUCCUCCCCCCACGCCUGUAAUUAUUACGUAUUAACUAUAAACACGACACGAUGACGUUAAUAUUUUUACAAUAUCUGUUUCAUUUUGUUUUGUAGAUAUCGAAAGGCUCUUCCAAGACCAGAGUGCCGGACGGUUCGCCGACUCGCUCGGCGGGCGGCGACGUCAACAAUAACGGGCCGACCAAGUGUCUGAACGGCGCGUGCGGCGGAUACGGGGCGUCGUCGGCUGGUACCGGCGACAGGCCGGCCACGCCACCCCGGCGCGUUCAAGUCACCGCCAAGAUACUGUUCGGGUCGGUGAACGCAAUAUCGACGAUGAAACAGAACGACAAGCUCCAUCGGAAAAAAUCCCAAUAACCACCAUCACGCCAUCACUCGUAACAACAAAACCGUCGGCCACCUGCCGCCGCCGCCGCCGACAAUCACCACACUGCCUUCAUACGCGCCCGGGAACGCGCAUCGCGUACAGGGUCAGUUGAUGCGAUU